Messenger RNA from Vombatus ursinus (common wombat), 3412 nucleotides. RefSeq names its product eukaryotic elongation factor 2 kinase-like. The record is from RefSeq and is a predicted model, not a curated record. The transcript has 17 exons. Gene Ontology annotation, biological process: protein phosphorylation. Gene Ontology annotation, molecular function: ATP binding; elongation factor-2 kinase activity; calmodulin binding. NCBI's taxonomy places the organism in Eukaryota, Metazoa, Chordata, Mammalia, Diprotodontia, Vombatidae. Bases 77 to 2254 code for a protein of 725 amino acids.
GCACCUCCUCAUCAAAUUUGCCCUGUCAUUCUGGCUGCUUCCAUCACCACGUGGGUAAAACGGGCACCCUACAAACAUGGCAGACGAAGACCUUAUAUUCCGCCUGGAAGGCAUUGACAAUAGCCAGUCACCUCACUCCCAUCAUGCUGGCUUUUCUGAUGAUGACAGUGAUGGGGAGGAUGGCUACUACAUCUGCCCCAUCACAGAUGACCCUGCCUGUAAUAAGAUUGCUAAUUCCAAGGUCUCUAACUACUACAGCAACUUAACCAAGAAUGAACAAUAUGGAUCCAGCUGUUCACCUGGAAAUUCCUUCCAUUUUAAGGAAACUUGGAAACAUGCCAUUGAGAAAGCAAAACACAUGCCUGAUCCCUGGGCCGAAUUUCAUCUUGAAGACAUUGAAACAGAGUGUGCUACUCGUCACAGGUACAAUGCAGUCACUGGGGAAUGGGUCGAAGAUGAAGUUUUAAUCAAGAUGGCAUCACAGCCCUUUGGACGUGGAGCAAUGCGGGAAUGUUUCAGGACGAAAAAGCUGUCUAAUUUCCUGCACACUCAACACUGGAAAGGUGCUUCCAACUAUGUGGCAAAGAGGUACCUCGAGCCUGUGAACAGAGACGUGUACUUUGAGGAUGUGCGCCUGCAGAUGGAGGCCAAACUCUGGGGCGAGGAAUAUAACCGACACAAACCUCCCAAGCAGGUGGAUAUUAUGCAGAUGUGCAUCAUCGAGUUGAAGGACCGAGCAGACAAGCCCCUUUUUCACCUGGAACACUAUAUUGAGGGCAAAUACAUCAAGUACAAUUCCAAUUCGGGUUUCGUCCGGGAUGACAACAUCCGCCUAACCCCACAGGCCUUUAGCCACUUCACCUUUGAACGUUCUGGCCAUCAACUGAUUGUGGUGGACAUUCAGGGAGUGGGAGAUCUGUACACUGACCCACAGAUCCAUACAGAGACGGGUUCAGACUUCGGAGAUGGCAACCUAGGUGUGCGAGGCAUGGCCUUGUUCUUCCAUUCUCAUGCCUGCAACCGGAUUUGCAAGAGCAUGGGCCUUACUCCCUUUGACCUCUCACCAAAGGAGAAGGAUGCUGUCAAUCAGAACACUAAGUUGUUGCAAUCAGCCCAGACCCUUGUGAGGGGCACAGAGGAAAAGUGUGGCAGCCCAAGGGUGAGGACUUUCUCAGGGAGCCGUCCACCACUGCUUUCCCGCCUUUCAGAGAACUCUGGAGAUGAAAAUAUGAGUGAUGUGACAUUUGACUCCCUUCCUUCUUCUCCUUCAUUCACACCACAUAGCCAGAGGAUAGACCACAUCCACUGGCCACAAUUCAGUGACAUUGAUAACCUGGGGCACAAAGACCAUGACCACCUGGAUAACCGUCGAGAUUCUGAGAAUGGUGGAGACAGUGGAUACCCCAGUGAAAAGAGGAAUGAACUGGAAGACAUAGAUCCCCGAGACAGGGCCCAUUCAAAUGGCAACCGGAAACAGUAUGAAUCUGAUGAAGACAGUCUGGGCAGUUAUGGAAGGGUCAGUGUGGAGAAAUGGAAUCUCUAUAACUCUGCCAGGCUUCAUCUCCAGAGGCCAUCCUGUGUUGCUGUGGAAAUGCAGAGACUUAAUGAUCUGGACCUUGAAAAGAAAAUCGGAAAGUCCAUUUUGGGGAAGGUUCACCUGGCCAUGGUGCGUUACCAUGAAGGGGGACGCUUUUGUGAGAAAGACCAGCCCUGGGAUCAGGAGUCAGCCGUCUUCCACCUGGAGCACGCAGCAGAUCUGGGGGAGCUUGAGGCUAUUGUGGGGCUUGGGCUCAUGUACUCCCAGCUCCCCCACCACAUCCUGGCUGAUGUCUCCUUAAAGGAGUCGGAGGAGAAUAGAACAAAAGGAUUUGAUUAUUUACUGAAGGCUGCAGAAGCAGGUGACAGGCAUUCUAUGAUCCUUGUGGCAAGAGCUUAUGACACAGGCCUAAACCUCAGCUCCGACAGAACACAGAACUGGAAGGAGGCCCUACACUGGUAUGAUACUGCAUUAAAUACAACAGAUUAUGAUGAAGGAGGUGAAUAUGACGGGAUACAGGAUGAACCCCGGCACACCCUCCUGGCAAGAGAGGCUGAAAUGCUGUUUACAGGUGGCUUCCAGCUAGAGAAGGACCCAAAAAGAUCAGGUGACCUCUAUACUGCAGCUGCAGAGGCCGCCAUGGAAGCCAUGAAGGGCCGGCUAGCCAAUAAGUACUAUGAGAAGGCUGAAGAAGCAUGGGCAUUGAUGGAGGAAUAGCCCAAUGAAGCUUUCACCAUCAUCCUUGUACAUAUUGGGGGAGGGGGAAUUUUUUUUUUUAAAGCUAGAAAGGAGAAAAAGACUUUCUUCAUUUGUCCCUAAAAAUGCAUUUUUAAUGUGUUAUGAAACUAACUUUUGUAUUUCACAUUUGGACUUUUGGAUUUCCCUUUGCUACAAGCAAAGAAACAUAUAUACAUGCCUGUGAAGGCAGUAUAUUUGUUGGGGUGAGGGAGGGAAGGGAUAAAAGGAAGUAAUGUCGUGAACUUAGACUACUUUUUGAGGUUGUAUUAGCAAUGAACAUAACCUUUUUUUAAAAUAUAUUUUUUAACUGUUAGAAUUGAAUGAGCUACUUCCUUUCCAAGGGGAGAAGCUAUAUAUGUUGAGCUGUAUUCACUCCUUUCUGUCUUCGGUGAACAAUGUUAGUAUUUUGGUCACCAAAACAAACUUGGCUAACUGGAGGAAACCUUAGGUUUCAUGACUCUGAAGACUCUUUCAUUUCUUGGGGGUAGGAGGAAUCUUCAGGUUUGCUUUUCAUGGAAUGCAAACUGAUUGGGGAAACUAUUAAGUUUGGAAAUGUUUGGAAUAAAGUUAGAAAGUCUCUUCCUAUGGAUUUAUACCAUGGGUGCCCAAGUUAGGAGGGAAUGUAGUUCACCUAAGCUCUUUCUACCUUGGGGAGCUUUCUGGGGAUUUCUCUCUAUUCAUUCAGCUCAGAUGCCUUUAUUUUUUAAUGUUUUGACUAUUACUAUUACACAGCAAAAAAAAAAAUAUAUAUAUAUAUAUAUACUAUUUUGAAUUAUAUUUCCUUCAGCAAGCUUUUAAAUAAGGUUUGAUAACAUUGUAUGCAACAUAUUUCUACCUCCAAGUCUCAGUGGGGAGCAGGAUAGUUAUAAAGCAAACAUUUGAGAAAGUGAUAUUGUUGCAUGUUUGAGUUUUUUUUUUUUUUAUGCUAGUGGAAAUUUAUUCAGCAUCUUAAUGUAAAAACAAACACACCACACCAUGGAAGACUUUGUAUAGUAUACCGUUCCUGGCCCUCAACAUCCACCAGAUUUUCUUCAUUAUUACUUUUUGUCUAAAUCUCCACUGAUGGGGCAGCUAGGUGGUGCAGUGGAUAGAUCUCAGGCCUUGGAGUCAGGAGGACCUGAGUUCAAAUGCAGCCUC